Astyanax mexicanus (Mexican tetra) is the source of this 2771-nucleotide messenger RNA. It is a transcript of the gene mlpha, whose product is annotated as melanophilin a. Bases 119 to 1861 code for a protein of 580 amino acids. Gene Ontology annotation, cellular component: cortical actin cytoskeleton. The transcript is spliced from 15 exons. The record is from RefSeq and is a predicted model, not a curated record. NCBI's taxonomy places the organism in Eukaryota, Metazoa, Chordata, Actinopteri, Characiformes, Acestrorhamphidae. Gene Ontology annotation, molecular function: small GTPase binding; actin binding; myosin binding. Gene Ontology annotation, biological process: intracellular protein transport.
ACAUCACCACCACAUCACCACCACAUCACCACAGCUUCCAGCAGCAUCGCUUCUCCACACGGGACGGAUCUCCACAGAUCUCCUGCACUGAGGAGCUCAGGCUCUCUGCAGCUCCAGCAUGGAUAAGAAACUGGACCUGUCCAGACUGACGGACGAGGAGGCGAAGCAUGUGUGGGAGGUGAUCCAGAGAGAUUUCGAUCUGAGGAAGAAGGAGGAGGAGAGGCUGGGUGCUCUGAGGACUAAGAUAGAAAAGGAGGACACUAAGCGAGAGCUGCUGGGCUCUCAGUCUAACCUGGCUGAUUCUCACUGCAUCCACUGCCUGCAGCCCUUCAAGUUCCUGGUGAACAGUAAACGCCAGUGUCUGGACUGCCACCUGUACACCUGCAAAACCUGCAGCAAAUACAACAAGAAAGAGCGGGGCUGGGUCUGUGACCCCUGCCGAAUGUCCCGGGUCCUGAAAAUCGGAACUCUCGGGUGGUACCACGACAACAUGCGCUCCCGCUUCAAACGCUUUGGCAGCGCCAAGGUGAUGCGGUCCCUCUACAAGAGAUUAAACGAAGAGGGUCGCCGUGACGACGACACACAAAGCAUGCCAGACGUCCGCAAUCAUUACAAUGGCCAUGAUGAAGAUCAUAUGGAUGCAACAGAAGCUCAGCGCUAUAAGCAGAUGAGAAAGACGAAGCGUCUGCUCUCUGUUCACCCCAUGGAUCUGGAAAUGGACGAAUACGGAAGCCACUCGCGACGGCAGUCUAUGCAGUAUUACCCAGACGAUCGUGGAAUGUCGAGGAAUGAUUUUGAAUAUACCCCUGACAUGUAUCAUCAUCAUCAUCCUCCUCCUCAUCGUAUGAACCGCAGGAAGAGUCUGGACCGGUUUUCACGACCAGAUGAUGGACACUUGGAGAACAGGAUGGUUCGAGCUCGGUCUCUGUCGAAGAUAAACUCCUCUUUGCCUCAGCGCUCUCACUACCUGGACACCUCUGAGGAGGAGGACGGGUUUCGCUAUCCCGUCUAUCAGCUCCCCUCGCGCCGCCGCAGUCGCACUUCCUCUCAGGAGAACAUCCAGCAGAACGCUCCCCCGAUUAAUGAGCUGAACAAGAGGAUGUACGCCAUCGAGAGUCUCCUGAACCGUCUGGAGGAGAAGAUGACCGUGCCUCAUGAUCAGCCCGCCCCGCCCUCCUCGAGUCAGCUGCAGGAGGAGGAGAAGCUGAAGAGGAAGCUGGAUGAGCUGAUGAGUGACAGGGCUCUGUCUUCUGAUGAGGAUGAACUCAAGAAACCACCUCAGUAUAAAGGGUCUGCAGUGAGAGGCGGUCUCCACGGCGACCCAGGACUGACGGCUCCUGUGAUACAGGAUGCAGAAUUAAGCUCCUCCAGUGAUGAGAUGCCCACUGAGGCCCAGAAGAGAUCCACCGCAGCGGCUCUCUGCGACAUCACAACCCAGGUUUUAAGAACCCUUAAUGCCACAGAAAGCGCUCUGACCGAGCUGAACCCCUCAAACCCUAAUGACAGACCUCAGUUAGCGGCUGCUGACGUAAAGAAAGCUGAUGAUUCUUACAGGGAACUUGAGGAAAAUGUGUAUCUAACUGCAGGAAAGUCCUAUACUACGGAGAGGAAGUUGAGGAAGAUUGAGCAAAGUGCUAGGAAUCAUUACGUUGACUCUGAUCUGUCCGAACUUGAGGACCAGCUAAAAGUAGCCGCCGCCCAGGUUCAGAGCACAGAGAGUGAGGUAUCAGACAUUGAGACCAAGAUUGCUGCCCUUAGUGCUUCGGGAAUGUCAAUAGAGAAGGCCAAGAAAAAGGCAUCGAGUAUCCAACAAAGAAGAAAGUUUUCUCAAGACAUUGCUGCAAGCAGAGCCCAUUUCUAAAUGAAAUAUGGAUAUCACGAUAUAAAUACACAGCUUUAACCAUUUUGCUUAUCCCUAAUUUAAUCUAGAGAUAUCAUGAUUUUUGACCCAUUUUCAACAAUGCAUUUUUUUUAAAUUGCCUACAGACAGGCUUAAACUAAUGAGAAGAAAAAAAAAAAUAUCCGACAGGUAUAUUGUGUGAUUAUCAUAAUUAUUCCAUGAUGUAUUGAAUGUUACUACUAUGAUAUGUGACAAAAAUGUAUGUAAAAAAGUAUUGAUGAGACUAUUGAGUUGACUUCAACUGUAAAACAUGAUGUCAAGAGCGCUGUUCACACCUAUUACUGUUAUACAAUAGCUGCAUAAGAUAACGUUAUCAUUUUAACCAGUGUAAAACUGUCAAAACUGUGUAAAAAACACAUUAAAUCAGAUCUCAAACCAUCUGAACACCUAUGGGAGAUGUUAGACUGACAGAUUUGACCAAACUCUCCACCACCACCUGGUGGCACCUUGCUAAAAUGCUUUAUAUUAAUUGGGUUUUAAAUUUUUAUUUUUCACUUGUCACUGUUUUUUUUAUUUGUAUUAUUGUCCUGCAUUGUAGAUUAAAACUCAAACAAUGAAGAAGAACACAUGGAAUUAUUUAGUUAACACGAGAAAAACUAAACAAAAUUAAACAAACCAGAAUAUGUUUUAGAUUUUAGAUUCUUCAAAAAAUAGCACCGCUUGUUAGAUGAUUUAUGAUGUAGAGUCACCUGGAAUUCAGGCUUUCAGUUAACAGCUGUGCUGAACUCAUCACGAGUUAACUAGAAAAAAGUACUGACAAACAGCAAAUGAAUUAUGUAUUAAGGUGAAUUUAAUUUUAUUCUGGUCUUCACUGCAAACAAAUAAACACUUUUUUGAUUGCGGUUGUUUAAGUGAACGUUGAUUAAAUAAA